Molecule: messenger RNA, 3882 nt
Organism: Colletotrichum higginsianum IMI 349063
Lineage: Eukaryota; Fungi; Ascomycota; Sordariomycetes; Glomerellales; Glomerellaceae
Product: viral A-type inclusion protein repeat domain-containing protein
Exons: 3
Coding region: 1-3882 (1293 amino acids)
Source: RefSeq, a predicted model, not a curated record
AUGUCCGACGCCGGCAGCUUCGAGGUCGUCCAGCACGAUGAGACUCCUAAGCCCGCCCCGUCCUCCCCGAGCACGAAGUCCACCGUCUCGACGGCUUCCUCUCUGAAGAAGCCCGGCUCGAGCUCCGGCGCUGCCACAGCCACUUCCUCCACCGUUCGCCGUCCCACCACCGCUUCGUCGACGAGCACCACUGCGACCAAGCCCGCCAGCACCUCGUCGGCUACCACUCGCGUCGCCGGCGGCCUGGCCAAGCCCCCCACCCGUCCUCCCGGCGGCACCUCCAGCACCUCGACCAGCACCGUUCGCAAGCCUGCAAGCAGCAUCUCGUCCACCGCCACCCACCGCUCGCGACCCAGCGUGUCGGCCUCCGAGGAUGAGUCCAAGAGAUCAAUCCGCCGCACCUCUGCCGUCCCGAGCAGCGGCGCCAGCGCUGUCGGCUCGCCCAGCAGGGAGAAGAGGACUUCGACCAUUGGUUCCGCCGCCGCCGCGAGGAAACCUGCCGCCUCCGCGACCACCUCCACUUCCGGCAGGCCCUCGUCGACCGUGUCGCGCACCCCGAACUCGGUCGCUCCUCGCCCCUCCUCCAUCAGCUCGCGCUCGUCGGCUGCUACUGGCCCGGUUGCCGAGGCCAAGAAGCGUCUCUCCACCGCUUCGACCUCCGCUGCCUCCUCCACUACCGCCCCGAGAUCCCGCACCUCGAUCCGUCCGGAUUCCUCGGGUGUGUCCGAGGCCCUCGGCAAGGAGGUCGAACAGCUCAAGGCCCAGCUCAUCGAGAAGGAGUCUCAGCUGGCCGAAAAGGAGUCCCAGCUGAGCGACCUCAAGACGCAGGUCCAGCAGUCGCAGGACAAGCUCACGCAGUACUCUGACGGAGUGAACAGGGAUGCCGUGCAGGUGAGGAAUGCUGUCCUCAAUAUUCAGAAGGCCCACCAGGACCAGGUUAUCGAGUUAAAAGCCAAACAAACCGAGCUCGCGAACCAGGUGGAUGAGGCCAAUGAACAUCUAAUGGCCACCGAUGCUGACUACGAGAAACAGCAGAGCGAGUACAAGGAGGCUGUCGCCGCCAAGGAGGCCGCCGAGGCGGAGCUCGCCGACCUGAAGCAGUCCCUCGAGACCCUCCAGGCCGAGCACGAGCAGAAGCUCAACGAGAGCGAGUCCGCCCUGCAAAAGGCCCUGGACGAGCACGCCGCCAAGAUCGAGGAGUUGCAGACCUCCCUGACCGAGGAGCACAAGUCGGCCAUCGCCGCCCUCGAGGCCAAGCACGCCGACGAGCUGUCCCAGGGGCUGUCCGCCACAACCGACCAGGAGGAGGCUCUGGCCAGGCUGAAAGCCAGCCACGAGGACGCCGUCACCGAGCUCCAGAAGAAGAUUGACGGCCUCACGGCCUCGCAGAACGAGCUCGAGGCCGCCCACGAGGCCAAGGUCAACACCGAGGUCGAGGCUCACAAGACCAAGCUCGCCGCCGUCGAGACCGAGAUUGCCGAGCUCAAGAGCAAGCUCGAGGCCGCCGAAAAGGUGGCCGAGCAGGCCAAGGCCGACCUCGACGCCAAGACGGCCGAGCUGGCCGAGGUGCGAGCCAACGUCGCCGACCUCGAGAGCAAGCUCACGGCCGCCGAGACGGACGUCGCCAAGGCCAGGGAGGAGGCCCUCGAGUUCCAGAAGCAGAUCGAGAGCAUCAAGGAGGAGAUCACCGCCAAGGAUGAGGCUCUCGAGAAGGCCAAGGCCGAGCAUUCUGCCCAGGUCAAGAAGCACGACGCCGAGCUCAAGCAGGUGUCCCAGGACUACGAAGAGGAGAUUGAGUCGCUCAAGGGAGACGCCUUCUUCAAGCGCAAGUUCCAGGAUCUCGAGGCCAAGCACGCCGAGCUCGAGACGGAGCACACUGCGCUCAACACAAAGCACACCGGGUUGGAGUCGCAGCAUGCCGAGUUGGAAUCGCAGCACGGCGCACUCACCGCCAAGCUCGGCGACCUCGAGUCGAAGCACACCGAGCUCACUAGUACGCACGGCGAGCUCACCAAGAGCCACGCCGAUGCCUCCGACAGCAACACCAAGGCCCUCGAGGCCGCCAAGGCCGAGCUCGCCGCCGCCGUCGCCGCUCUCGAGGCCAAGGAGGCCGAACAUCAGAAGGCUCUUGACGCCAUCCGCGCCAGCCACGCCGAGGAGCUCGAGGGUGCCAAGAGCGGCGCUUCCGCCGACAAGGACGCCCAGCUCGCCGAGCUCCAGAGCCUGAAGGACAGCCACGCCAAGCAGCUGGACAUUCUCAAGAGCGACAGCGAGGCCAGCUUGGCUAAAGAGAUUGAUGCGCUCAAGGCGUCUCACGCCGAGGUCGUUGGUGCGCUCCAAGCCGAGACCUCUGGCGAGAAGGAGAAGCUGCUCGCCGAGAUUGCGAGCGCAAAGGAGGCGGCCCUGGCCGAGAGCUCCGGCGACAAGGAGAAGCUCCUCGCAGCCCACCAGGAGGAGCUCGCGUCCAUCGCCGAGAAGCUGCGCGCCGAGCACGAGGCCGAGCUCGCAGCAGCCAAGGAGAAGCUCAUUGCCUCGCACCAGGCCGAGCUCGAGGAGGCGAAGAAGGAGCUCGCCGCAUCGCACAAGGCCGAGUUCGAGGAGGCCAAGGCCAAGCUGCUCGAGGCUCACCAGGCCGAGCUGGCCUCUAUCAAGCAGGCCGGCGACAGCGCCCACUCGGAAGAGCUCGCAACGCUCAAGAUCCAGCUCGACGAGGCGCUGGCCCGUAUCCGCGAGACGGAGACGUCGAGCGCCGCCGCUCUUGCCGAGGCCAAGAGAAAGCUCGACGACAGCCACACUGCCGAGGUCGAGAAGCUGCUUUCCAUGCACGCGGAGCAGGUGGAGGCUAUGAAGCAGCAGAGCUCUUCGGGCGCGCGGGCCGAGCUGGACGAGAUCAACAAGGCCCACUCCAAGGUUGUGGAGGAGCUGACGAGCCAGUACGAGGCCAGGAGCGAGUCCCUCGCCAAGGAGGUGGCCAAGAUCUCUGCCGACUACUCCCAGCUCGAGGCCGCCCUCCAGGAGGCCAAGCAAUCCGUCGCCAAGGCCGAGAGCGAGAAGUCCAAGAGCCAGUCCGGUGCGACGGAGCUCGAGGCGGCACUCAAAGCCGUCAAGGACUCCCUUGCCAAGGCCGAGGCCGAGAAGGCCAAGCUUGAGGAGGAGUGCGGCGAGCUCGGCGGGAUGAUCUCGACGGAGAAGAUGGCUCGCGCCGAGGCCGAGGCGGCCCUUGACGCCGUCAAGAACAAGACGCCCGACACAGCCGAGGCGGACAACCUCCGCGAGCAGCUCAACAACGUCAAGAAGGGGCUCGAGGAGGAGCUCAACGUCGUGCGGAAGAGCCUCGUCGCCGCCAAGCAGGAGGUCGAGGACGUCAAGGAGGACCUGAAGCUCGCGCAGAAGGAGCUCGAGGCAUCGAAGCUCGAGGCCGACAGACAGUCCAAGACGCACAAGGCCGACUACGCGGAGCUCGACGACACGAUGACCAAGAUUGUGGAAGAGGAGCAGACAAAGCGUCGGAUCCUGGAAGAGGAGAUUCAGGGCUUGAAGAAGACCCUGGCCGACAAGGAGAAGGGCGUGGAGGAGUUCCAGGCACAGCUCAAGGUGAAGGACGCCGAGAUCGCGGAGGCCAAGGCGAACGCGGCGGUUGCCAAGCCCAAGGGUCUUGCGGCCAGCAGAUUCGCGGACGGAGACGACGAGGCGGAGGGCGCAGCGGACAAGCCCGCGGAAGGUGAGGAAGAAGAUCAUUCCUCCGAGGCACUGGCUGUGUUACAACGAGCUAGAGUCAACGCGAACCAGAUCCACAACAUGGACCGCGACAUGCAGGAGAGGAACCUGGCCAUGCUGGAGUCCAUCACGGACUUCCAGCAGCCGCAACGGGUCGACAACUGA